AUCUGCUUCUCCAAGGGACUGAGACUAUAAGAAGAGGCUGAAGAAUCUGCUUCUCCAACGGAAUAAGAAUAUAAAAAGAGACCUAAGAAUCUGCUUCUCCAAGAGACUAAGAAUAUAAGAGAAGACCUAAGAAUCUGCUUCUCCAAGGGACUAAGACUAUAAGAAGAGGCUGAAGAACCUGCUUCUCCAAGGUGCUACAUCCAUCAGAAGAGACCUCUCCAAGCUCCUCCAUCCGUAAGAUGUUUUUCUCCGAAAGGAGGCUCUCUGGCCAGGUCUCGCGCUUGCUGGUGGUGGGCGGCCUGAUGCUCUGUGCCGUCGGGGUGCUGAAAUACUCCAGCUCGGAGUGCGAAUUCAAAGACCUGGGCCAGGACAGCACUGACAAGAGGAGCCAGUACUGCAAGGACCAACUCUAUGAGUCUAUCCGCCUGCCCCGCCAGGGAAACGUCAGCUGUUCUCAGCUCGUCCGUGGAGACCCCGAUGCCAUCCGUGAUGCUCUGCUGAGCCGGCUGCAACGGAACGCCAACGUGGUCCACUUGGAGGAAGCCCACUACCUCAACAUGACCAAGGACUGUGAGCUUUUCCGAUCCAGCAGGAAAUAUAUGGAGUUCCCGCUGAGCAAAGAGGAGGAAGAGUUCCCCAUCGCGUACUCCAUCGUGCUCCACGACAAGGUGGAGAUGUUUGAGCGGCUGUUGAGGGCCAUCUACGCCCCGCAGAACGUCUACUGCGUCCAUGUAGACGCCAAGUCUCCGCAACCUUUGCAAGAAGCGGUUCGGAGGAUCGUGUCCUGCUUUGGGAACGUCUUCCUGGCCUCCAAGCAGGAGCGGGUGGUGUAUGCCUCCUGGAACAGGGUCCAAGCCGACCUGAACUGCAUGGAGGACCUUCUCCGAAGCCCGGUCAAGUGGCGCUACCUCCUCAACACCUGCGGGACCGACCUGCCCAUCAAGACCAACGCGGAGAUCGUCCAAUCCCUGAAGGUGCUGAACGGGAGGAACAACAUGGAGGCGGAGAAGCCCUCGGAGUACAAAGCGGGCCGCUGGAAGUAUCACCACGAAGUGACCGACUCCGUGGUCCGGACCCAGACGGAGAAGAGCCCUCCUCCGCAAAGUUCUCCCAUGUUCACAGGGAACGCCUACGUGGUGCUCAGCCGGGGCUUCGUCCAGCAUCUCUUCCAAGACCCGAUGGUGAAGCGGUUCAUCGAGUGGUCCAAAGACACCUACAGUCCCGACGAGCACAUCUGGGCCACGCUGCAUCGCAUGCCGGGGGUGCCAGGCGGGGUCCCCUUCAACAGCAAGUUUGACCUGACGGACAUGAACGCCAUCGCGAGGCUGGUGAAGUGGUCCUACACCGAGGGGGACGUCACCAAGGGGGCCCCGUACCCGCCUUGCACGGGGGUCCACAGGCGGGCCGUAUGUACCUAUGGGGCGGGUGAUCUCCACUGGAUGCUCAACCAGCACCAUCUCUUUGCCAACAAAUUUGACUCCCAAGUUGACAAUUCCGUCAUUGAAUGCUUGGAAGAAUACCUGCGUUACAAAUCCAUACAUGGAAGAACACUCUGAUCGAAUCCUAGAACCACCGGGGCCAUCCAAUCCAACCCUGUUCCGUCAUGGAGGAAUAUCCAGUCUAAGCCUUCCCGACAGUCUCUGCUUCAAAACCUCCAGAGAAGAAGACUCUGAUGGACUCUAAGGUGGCAUCUUCCACUGCUGGAAAAUCUCUUAUGAUCAGGAUGUUGUUCUUCAUGUUUUUCUGAUGUUUGAAUCCAUGGCUCCAUUGUAUCUCAGUCUUCUUCCUCAAUGGGACCUCCUUUCAAGGUCUCCUCUCAACCUUCUCUUCUCCAAGCUGAAGCUUCCUAGCACUCUUCAGGGGGACUCAUAGCAUCCAAACCUUUGACCAUUUUUAGUGACUCUUCUCUGGACACCUUCAAACCUUUCCAUCUCCUUCUUGAAUUGCUUCGGCCAGAACUGGACACAGGGUUCUUCAAGAUGAGGACGUCUGACCAAAGCAGAAGAGAUUGGGAGGAUGACUUCCCUCGAUCGAGACUCCGAUGGAUGCAGCUUGGAACCACGUUGCAUCACGCUCCUAGCUCAUGUUCAGCUUGUGGUCUGCUAAGACUCCUAAGAUCCCGUUUGAGCCCAUAUCUGUGUAUUUCAUUGCCUAAGAGUAGUACCAUACAUCUCUCCCGGUUGAAAUUCCUUAUGCAGUUUCUUAUAUUGCACCCGUUCCAAACUCUUUGAAUUUUGGAAACACUGAAAAAGGCAACGAUCUGUGAAUUAUGAUCAGAAACACCUACCUGAGGAUGUUGCAAGAGGUGCACAAUGGACACAUACUGUGCCCGGGGCAAAGCGCAUGGGUGGAGGAAAGUGACUAAGGAUUAAGUUCAACUUAGUUUCAUUCAAACUGAUGCUGAAGGCUAGGUCUCUUAGUCACUCUCCCGGCUGACGCUGGUUUCUUGCCCGCAGAGAAAAUGUACAUUGAAGUCACAGAUGGUUGGCUUUUCAAAUGUGUCUGUUUGUUUUAUAUAGCAAAUGAAGGUAUGUAUGGAAAGAACUCAGCAUUUUGUUGGUUGCUACGGUCUGUUUGCUUUCAUACAAUUCAUUUUUCUGUAGGAGAAAUGAGGAUGCAUUGUAUGGCUUGGGUGUAGAUUGUAUUUAUUACUAGCUUGGGUUGAGUUAUUUGAAAAAGUCAGUGUUUUAAUUGUACAAAAUGCAUAAGGUUGUGGGAGAACUACAACUCACUUUAUUCCAAGUUAACCCCCAGAAAUUUCAUCAGUACUUUACGUUUGUGAUGUUGGGCAAGUUUGUUCUGGCUGCAUCAUGGGUGGG
Messenger RNA from Anolis carolinensis (green anole), 2819 nucleotides. It is a transcript of the gene gcnt3, whose product is annotated as glucosaminyl (N-acetyl) transferase 3, mucin type. The record is from RefSeq and is a predicted model, not a curated record. Lineage: Eukaryota; Metazoa; Chordata; Lepidosauria; Squamata; Anolidae. Gene Ontology annotation, molecular function: acetylglucosaminyltransferase activity. The transcript has a single exon. Bases 240 to 1556 code for a protein of 438 amino acids. Gene Ontology annotation, cellular component: membrane.